This is a messenger RNA of Microthlaspi erraticum, 339 nucleotides long. The record is from the annotation of a GenBank genome assembly. Lineage: Eukaryota; Viridiplantae; Streptophyta; Magnoliopsida; Brassicales; Brassicaceae.
AUGAAUCGUACGUUGAGCUUAUGGAAGCAGCUUGAAGGUGACUCAACAGAGUCUUCUUCUUCCUCUUCCUCUUCCUCCUCCUCCAAAUCAGUUUCUUCUGGAAAAAGAAGCAACACGUUGAAAGGCAAAGAGGAGGAAGGAGCUAAACGGGUUUUGUUCCCGGCGAAGCCAAAGCUGUCAAUGAUCAAAGAGAAUGGAUCUAAGGCGAAGUAUGAGACAGAAUCAUUCGGGAAGGAGACUGAGGGAUCGAUGGUGAUGGGAGAUGAUACUUUAGACUCUAGUAAACAGUCGAGGUUUGAUGCUGCUUCAUUUUAUGAAGCCAUAAAGCCAUCAAAGUGA